AGCAAAACGGCAGGAACUUUUAAGAAGGAAUCGGAGAAGUCUUUGGCGGAGAAGGGUAGGAGACUGUGAGCGAAGUAAGCGAGGAAGAUGAUGGAGAGGCUGAGAUUCCGUGGGGGUUCUGCACCUAAAGAAAAAGAGGUACCGCCGAGAUCCGAUAAAGGGAGCCCUAGCGGCAAUUCUGGCUCUGAAUCGGUGGGCGUCGGGCCGGCUAGACCUCUUCGGCUUGUUUACUGCGAUGAGAAGGGGAAGUUCGUGAUGGAUCCUGAGGCUGUUGCUACUCUGCAGCUUGUCAAGGGACCGAUCGGUGUCGUGUCUGUAUGUGGGCGUGCGCGCCAGGGCAAGAGUUUUAUUCUUAAUCAGCUUCUGGGAAGGAGUAGUGGUUUCCAAGUUUCUUCUACUCAUCGUCCUUGCACUAAGGGACUAUGGAUGUGGAGUGCACCGUUGAAGAAAACAGCCCUUGAUGGAACUGAAUACAACCUCUUACUUCUGGACAGUGAAGGGAUUGAUGCCUAUGAUCAAACGGGGACUUACAGUAUCCAGAUAUUUUCCUUAGCUGUUCUUUUAUCAAGCAUGUUCAUAUACAAUCAGAUGGGCGGUAUUGAUGAGGCUGCACUUGACCGCUUAUCCUUGGUUACCCAAAUGACUAAACAUAUUCGUGUUCGAGCUUCUGGGAGGACCACAACAUCUGAACUCGGACAAUUCUCUCCAGUUUUCAUUUGGCUAUUGAGGGAUUUCUACUUGGAUUUGGUGGAGGACAACCGAAGAAUUACUCCCCGGGAUUAUUUAGAACAAGCCUUGAGGCAUGUUCAAGGUGGAGGAAAAGACAUAUCAGCAAAGAAUGAGAUUAGGGAGUCCAUUCGUGGCCUUUUCCCUGAUAGAGAAUGUUUUACUCUUGUGCGGCCACUGAACAAUGAAAGUGAUUUGCAGCGUCUGGACCAAAUACCUCUUGAUAGAUUACGUCCUGAGUUUAGGUCUAGCCUGGAUGCCUUGACAGAGUUUAUCUUCGAGAGAACGAGGCCUAAACAAAUUGGUGCUUCUGUUAUGACAGGUCCUAUUCUUGCUGGCAUUACACAGUCAUUCUUGGAUGCCAUCAACAAGGGUGCUGUGCCUACAAUAUCUUCCUCUUGGCAGAGUGUUGAGGAGACAGAAUGCCGUCGAGCGUAUGAUGCUGCUACUGAGAUGUACACAUCUUCCUUUGAUCGCACCAUACCAGCUGAGGAAGAUAUUUUAAGAGAAGCGCAUGAAGUUGCUAUGCAGAAGGCACUUAAUGUCUUUAAUUCUAACGCUGUGGGGGUUGGCUCAGCACGGCUGAAUUAUGAAAAACUUCUUAAUAAUUUCUUCAAGAAGACAUUUGAGGAAUAUAAAAGGAGUGCCUUCCUUGCGGCUGAUUUGCAGUGUUCAAGAUUAAUAAAAACCAUGGAGGAAAAGUUACGAGCUGCUUGCCAUGUUCCCAAUGCAAAUGUUGAUGAUGUCGUUUCAGUUUUGGACCGUUUAGUUAAUGAUUAUGAGUCCUCUACUCAUGGUAGUGGAAAAUCGGAGAUGUUGGCUUCAUUUAUAUUGAAGAGUUUGAAGGGGCCAAUGCUGGAACUUCACAAUAAGCAGUUGUAUGAGAUCAAAUCAGAAAUGAAUGCCCUCAAAUUAAGAUGCAAUUCAAAUGAUGACAAAUUGGAGCUACUGAAGAAGCAAUUGGAGGCAAAUGAGAAGCACAGGGCCGACUAUCUGAAGCGCUACGAGGACGCUGUUAAUGAUAAGAAAAGAUUUGCUGAUGAUUACUCUGUUAAUAUUGCAAAUUGGAAGAGUAAAUGCAGCACAUUGGAGGAGCGUUGUUCAAGCAUAACGAAAUCCUUGGAGCUUGCAAAGAGCGAAUCUGCUGAGUGGAAAAUCAAAUAUGAGCAUAUUUUGUCCGAGCAAAAGGCGGUGGAAGAGAAAUUGAAGUUUCAGGCCGCUGCUUUGGAGUCCAGAAACAGUGCAACUGAAGGAAGGUUGGCUGCUUUACGAGAACAGUCAAAUGCUGCCCAGGAAGAGGCAAAAGAAUGGAAGCGUAAAUAUGAAUUUUCCCUUGGAGAAGCUAAAACUGCUCGUGAUAGAGCAGCUCUGACUUUGGAACAGUCCAAUAAAAAGGCGCAGCAGAGGGAGGAUGCUUUGAGAACUGAAUUAUCCAGUAAAAUAGCUAAGAAGGAUGAAGAAAUUAGGAAGCUGGCUGCGAAGAUAGACCAUACUGAGAUGCAUGCAAGCAGUUUAGUUUCACAAUUGGAGAUUGUGGAAUCUGGUCUGAAGAGCCACGAGUUAGAAAAUUCGGCAUUGAAGAAGGAAGUUAAAGCUCUAACUGAGAAAUUGGAUUCUUUCAAAUCAAGCUCCCAUUCACAAGAGAAAGAACUAAAAAUUCUUGAGCAAGAAAAGAAUCAUCUUCAGGAAAAAUAUCUAUCUGAAUGCAAGAAGUCUGAUGCAGCCCAAAAUAGGUGCAAUAACGCAGAGAGAGAAGCUAAGAAUGCCAUGGAAGUUGCUGAUACUGCUAGAGCUGAGGCUGCUGCUGCUCAGAAAGAAAAGAGUGAGUCUCAACACAUGGCCAUGGAACGGCUUACACUAAUCGAACGAAUGCAGAGGCAGAUUGAAGGUUUGGAGAGAGAAAAAUCUAAGCUAAUGGAGGAUGUUAAGAGGGUUCAUUCUUCCGAAAUUGAAGCUGUAUUGAAAGCAGAUUUGCUGGAGAGAAGGCUUCAAGAGAGGGAUGAAGAAAUGGAGGCGAUGCUUAGCAAGAAUAACGAGCAGAGAUCGAGCACCGUACAAGUUCUCGAGUCUCUCUUGGCCACGGAGCGUGCUGCCAACGCCGAGGCGAACAACAGAGCCAAGGCUCUCUCAGUUCAGCUAAGUAAGCUCGAUGUGCUGCAGCAGGAGCUUACCACUAUUCGGCUUAAUGAGUCCACACAUGAUAGUAAGCUCAGGGCAGCUCAUGGGAGGCGUUCAAGGACAGAAUAUCAACCGGCAACUGAAUCUGUGCAUGAUUUGGAGUUUGAUGGAGAGAUUAAUAGGAAAGAAAAACGUUCGAAGAGCACGACGAGCCCUUUGAAACUGAACCUGACUGAGGAUGGCGGGUCUGUGUAUAGAGGGGAUGAUGAUCAAAACCAGAGCCAGGUGCUUCAAGAUAAUGAUACAGAAGAUUAUACAAAGUUCACUGUUGUUACGUUGAAACAGGAGCUUACGAAGCAUGGCUUUGGUGCUGAGCUGCUACAGCUGAAGAAUCCUAACAAGAAGGAUAUUCUCGCUUUGUAUUCGAAGCAUGUUCUUAAGAAAUAGCUUCAUGGCCUAGUUAUUUUCCCCUGUUUUAAACGUAGGAUAUAGAGCCUUGAUUUUGCUAAUUUAGAUGAAAACAGUAUUGUUUGGGUGUUGGUAUGUUUUUCUGCUCAUCCUCAAUGAUUAUCAGUUUUUCUUUUCUUCUUUUUUUUCAAAGUUUUAAUCAUAUUUGCCUUGGAUUUUGUUUUUGAGGCAUAUAGAGGCAAUCCAAUGUACUUAUACUGUAUUGUU
Phalaenopsis equestris is the source of this 3519-nucleotide messenger RNA. Its product is annotated as guanylate-binding protein 3-like. NCBI's taxonomy places the organism in Eukaryota, Viridiplantae, Streptophyta, Magnoliopsida, Asparagales, Orchidaceae. The record is from RefSeq and is a predicted model, not a curated record. The transcript has 14 exons. Bases 88 to 3291 code for a protein of 1067 amino acids. Gene Ontology annotation, molecular function: GTPase activity; GTP binding.